Molecule: messenger RNA, 648 nt
Organism: Rosa chinensis
Lineage: Eukaryota; Viridiplantae; Streptophyta; Magnoliopsida; Rosales; Rosaceae
Exons: 2
Coding region: 1-648 (215 amino acids)
Source: RefSeq, a predicted model, not a curated record
AUGGAUCCUAACAUACCUCAUCUUCAUUGUGGCAGGAAGAUGAUGAAUUUGGCAAAAUUGGAUUUUGUCGCCCUUGACAUCUCUAGCAAGAACUACCUGUCUUGGGCCCUUGAUGCCGAGAUUCAUCUCGAAGCACAAAACCUUGGGCCAACAAUCAAGGAAGGAAACUCAGCGUCCCCGCAGAAUAAAGCUAAGGCUAUGAUUUUUCUGCGCCACCAUCUCCAUCAGAGAUUGAAGGACGAGUACUUAACUGUCAAAGACCCACUUGAGCUAUGGACAGGCUUGGCAGAUAGUAUCACCUCCCAAAUGAAUCUUUGUGGAGAAACUGUAACUCAGGCCAUGAUGCUUGAAAAGACCUUCUCCACCUUUCAUGCCUCAAAUAUGGUCUUACAGCAGCAAUACCGAGAAAGAGGAUUCACCAAAUACUCUGAUCUCAUCUCUUAUCUUCUGGUGGCUGAGCAAAACAAUGAGCUCUUAAUGAAGAACCAUCAGUGCCCUACAGGAUCACAACCAUUCCCUGAAGUGAAUGCUACUUUUACUAGUGGUCAUGGCAAUAGACGUGGUGGAAGGCAUGGCAAAGCCCGUAACCGUGGUCAUAGACCUGGUCAGGGUCGACAAAAUGGUCAAGCUCGUGGGGGCUACAACUAG